AUGUACUCCCGAGGACAUCGCCAGUUCUAUAUCGAGGAGCUUGCUCAAUUACGAGAAGGAACUUUUGUUAUUCCUCAUAACUGGAUUAUACGCCAUGGAGAACUUCAUGCUGAUUGCAGUGAAGCUUUUUUUACUCCAGAGGGAUGGAUAAUCUCAUCAACAACGUCUUCUAUUGCAGCUUCAGACUUUGAGUCUAAUUAUGAGGAUCUGAUAGUGAGAAUGGGAGAUGCAUCUAUCCCAUGGAAAGACCCGACAACAGUACAAGAAAUGCCUAAUCCUCUCCGUGCGCUUGCACAAGGAGAUGACCUAUACAUUGUCAUGAUGCCAGUUUGGGCUGACGACGUCUCAGGAAAUAAGUCUAAGCAAUACAACAAGCAUAUCAAUCUCUACAUGGUAAAUUCCUGCCUUCCGGGACAGUUGCUCCAACAGGAAUAUUUCAUUCGAUUUGUAUCAACAUCACCACACGCAACAUCUCCCGAGCAGUUCUCUGCAUUGAGGGACCAAGUACGGGACACAGAAAUCAAUCCUGUGUGCUGCUUUAAUGCACAUACCAAACGACAUUGCCGCUUUAUUCUCCGUGUGCCUGCAUUACCAGCCGAUAAUCCGCAGCAGUCUGAAGAAGCAUCUCAUAUUGGCGGCAAUGGGAAUAUGGGCUGUCGCAAGUGUUAUGCAGGAGGUUCACAUGAUAACACAGAAUCUGAUGAAGGUUAUCAUGAUUUGCAUUAUGAGGGUGUUUUUCGCAGUGCUCAAGGCAUACGUGAGGAGCUAGAGAAGCAGAUUCGUCAAGCCAUGCAUGGAGUCGAGAAAAUGGUGACCGAAAUGCAAACAGCGACCGGGAUCAAGGAUAAGGUUGCUCAGCACUGGAUCGAACAAUUACUGGCUAAAGCAAAAGAAAUGAAGCAUGCAGAGCCAGGGCGGUCUCUCGAAUCAGUCGUUGAGGAGCUUCAAAAAUGGUUCGAUGAACAACCAGGCGAUAAGAUUAAUCCAUUACUUGAUAUUGCUGGAUUGGACCCGUCUCAGGAUACACCCGUUGAGAUCCUACAUACCAUCCUUCUCGGAAUCAUCAAGUACAUCUGGCAUAUGUUGCAUACCUCCAUGUCUGAUGCCCAGCGGGACCUGUUUGCGGUUCGACUGCAGGCAACAGAUAUUGAUGGGCUGACAGUUCCUCCUAUACGAGCUGCAUAUAUGAUGCAGUACCGAAACAAUUUGAUCGGAAAGCACUUCAAAACGCUCAUGCAAACGAUGGCAUUUCAUGUUCACGACAUUGUCACGCCAGCUCAAUUCAACCUCGUCAAGGCUGCUGGUGCACUGGGUGCGCUUUUAUGGGUUCACGAAAUUGAGAACAUGGAUGAAUACUUGAAAGACCUUGAGACACUCAUCGGGAAUGUCCUCGAUGCCUUUGGCGAUGUCGAACCCUCUAAAAUCCUGAUCAAAGUCAAGCUACACCUUCUUCCCCAUCUCAUCAGUGACAUACGACGGUUUGGACCAGCAAUCCGUAACUCGACUGAGGUCUUUGAGUGCUAUAAUGCCAUAUUCCGACUGUGCUCAAUAUACAGUAACCAUCAAGCCCCGAGCCGUGACAUUGCCAUCAAGUUUUCUGGCAUGGAUCGUUUGAAACAUCUUAUUAGCGGCGGUUAUUAUUGGUCUAACAGCAGUCAAAGAUGGAUGCAAGCAGGGAAGUCUGUGUUAGGACUCCUUCACUCUGAGCCAGUCAUCCAGAGACAUCUUGGAUGGGUCACGCCUGUCAAGAUAACCCCAGGGCUAAUUCGUAUCAAAUCGAAGAAAAAAGCAGUACCAGUUGAAUGGAGAACGACGAAAGCUUCUUCCCAUUUUUCGGGUUUAGACUCGGAGUGUCCCUUGUCAACCAGCCUUUGGCGCCAUGGGAUAAGUGUGACAGCGCAGAACGGAGAUCGCUGCAGGAUUGGGUCCUGGGUAAUCUAUAACAACGAAGCUGGUGUAUCUGGCAUUGGCCGGAUUGCAGAACUCCUUGUUCAUGAGGCGGAAUCGUCCCUGGGAUCCUUGCUGGUCGCUCUUGAAGUCUUCAUCUUGGGUGACGCUCGGCAUCCCGAUUUUGACUGUCCUGUACUUCGACGAGCAGGCCCCAGCGAUGGAAAUGAAUGUGUCGUUGUCGACACGAAGUCGGUUCAAUUUAUCAUAUCUGUCCAACACGAUUGUCGCCUCAUCGGUUGUCAAGCCUCCCUAUUGCAGCCGCAACUUCAAGAGCGUCAAGUAACAGAACGCACAUCCCGUGCACUUUCUCAUGCUGAUGACGACCACUUUGUGAUCAACACUUUCGGUCUUCACAAUGCCAUUCUUGUGCGAAAAUUCCUACCACGCUCUCUGACUGCGCCAAAGCCACUAUACAUGGACCGACGAUCCCAUCACUUUGAAAUCGCAUCAACACUUCGUACCACUCAGGCAGCCAAGCGUGCCCAGACGCAGGAGAAGCGGAAGGCGACACUAGCUUUGAACAAAGCCAGGAAGGAUGCAGCCGAGGUAGCCGCAAGGAGGACCAUGCUGCCAGAGGCAGAUCAAGAUGACGAGCUUGAACUUAUUCUCGAGGAGGAAGAAAGCAACAAGGACGAUGAAAUUCAACCACAGCGAAAUCGGAAGCGACCCCGAAAAUUAUGA
Messenger RNA from Desarmillaria tabescens, 2631 nucleotides. RefSeq lists its product as uncharacterized. The transcript has 10 exons. Lineage: Eukaryota; Fungi; Basidiomycota; Agaricomycetes; Agaricales; Physalacriaceae. The record is from RefSeq and is a predicted model, not a curated record. Bases 1 to 2631 code for a protein of 876 amino acids.